This is a messenger RNA of Tarenaya hassleriana, 336 nucleotides long. Its product is annotated as E3 ubiquitin-protein ligase RNF181-like. The transcript has a single exon. The record is from RefSeq and is a predicted model, not a curated record. Bases 1 to 336 code for a protein of 111 amino acids. Lineage: Eukaryota; Viridiplantae; Streptophyta; Magnoliopsida; Brassicales; Cleomaceae.
AUGACAACGGUGUUGGAGCCAAACGGCAUCGUUUUAGACUUACUCUUCGACCUCGACGAAGCUCUCGCCAUGCCUAUUGUUCAUCGCCCGUCGACGGAGUCAAACGCCAUCGUUUUGGUCACCGAUCAGGUCGUGGAGUCCACGUUGGAGAAGAUGCCAACGGUUUACCCGGACCGGUACGCUUGCUUGGUUUGCAUGGAAUACGUUGAUCCGGGAAUUGGCGGGAAACGGACCCAGUGUGGCCACGUGUACCAUUCCUCUUGUAUUGCCACUUGGCUCUCUUGCAGCGGGAGAUCAUGUCCCUUGUGUCGGCAAGAGAUCCUCCUGUCAAAGUAA